GAGGCCAGCCAGGUAGGCAUAAACCGGAAAAAGUAAUACAAAGAAAAGUAGUAAGCAAAACCGUGGAAAAAAGCGUCGUGUUGUGUUUAUUUUUUUAUUUGAUAAUAAUAACCGCAAUCAUCAAAUGUGUGUGGAUUCAACAAAUUGAGGUUUUUGAUGGAAUUCCGAUGAAUCCUUUUUCUUUUUAAGUAGUUAGGUUUGAUUUCAUUCGUAUUCUUCAACAAAAACAUUCGGCUGUUAUCUCGCCUAAUUUAACUCAAUUCCUGUGUGUGUUCUCAGUCCGUACUUUCUCUAGGGUUUUUCUUCACUCCACUCUUCCAUCGCUUUUUUCUCUCAUUUCUUUAUUUCUUCCCCACUUUUUCCUUUUCUCUUAGGGUUCUGUACCGACAAACCUACAGCAACGACAACCUCUUUUACGCUUUCAAUCUCAUUUUUUCUUCUUUCAAUUUCUGAUCCAGUGGGUUGCUUUUGGUGAUGAAGUUUUUGAGAUCGGAGGACAAUGAAAGAUCUUUUCUGGGUUUUACAGAUUUUUCAUGAUUAUGUUGGUGUUUCAAGUCUUUAAAGAUCAAGCAUUCUAGUCUGAAUCAAGAUUGGAUUUAUUUUUUUCUUCUACCAGUCUCUCAACCUGCAAUCAUGCAUUUCGCAAAGCUCGACGACUCUCCGAUGUUCCGUAAACAGAUGCAAUGUUUAGAGGAAAGUGCCGAAUUGCUGAGGGAUAGAAGCUUAAAGUUCUACAAAGGAUGUAGAAAAUAUACCGAAGGGCUUGGUGAGGGAUAUGAUGGGGACAUUGCUUUUGCCAGCACCCUUGAAACAUUUGGCGGAGGACAUAAUGAUCCGAUUAGUGUCGCUUUUGGAGGUCCUGUGAUGACAAAAUUUACAAUUGCACUACGGGAGAUUGGAACAUAUAAGGAAGUUCUUCGAUCUCAGGUCGAGCAUAUACUGAAUGACCGAUUACUGCAAUUUGUGAACAUAGAUUUGCAUGACGUAAAGGAGGCACGUAAACGGUUUGACAAGGCCAGUCUUCUAUAUGACCAGGCUCGGGAGAAGUUUCUGUCCUUGAAGAAAGGCACCAAGAAUGAUGUAGCUACAGUUUUGGAGGAGGACCUUCAUAAUGCAAGGGCUACUUUUGAGCAAGCUCGCUUUAAUCUGGUUACGGCACUUUCUAAUGUUGAAGCAAAAAAGAGAUUUGAAUUUCUGGAGGCAGUGAGCGGUACAAUGGACGCCCAUCUUCGUUACUUCAAACAAGGAUACGAGCUUUUGCAUCAGAUGGAGCCGUAUAUAAAUCAGGUGUUGACAUAUGCUCAGCAAUCUCGAGAGAGAUCAAAUUAUGAGCAAGCAGCUCUGAACGAAAGAAUGCAAGAGUACAAAAGACAGAUUGAUCGGGAGAGCAGGUGGUGUUCAAAUUCAAAUACAAAUACAAAUGGUUCCAACGGAUCUCCAAAUGGUGGGGAUGGCAUUCAAGCCAUCGGGAGAAGCUCCCAUAAAAUGAUAGAGGCGGUCAUGCAGUCUGCUUCAAAGGGCAAGGUUCAAACCAUUCGCCAAGGAUAUCUUUCCAAGCGCUCCUCAAACCUCAGGGGCGACUGGAAACGAAGGUUUUUUGUUCUCGAUAGCCGAGGAAUGCUCUACUACUACCGCAAACAAAGCAGCAAACCAUCUGUAAGUCAGCUUGCUUUGCUUUACUAUUUAUAUUUAUAUUUAUAUUUUCGUCAACAGGGCUCUGGCAGUCAAAUCUCUGGUCAGAGGAAUAGCUCUGAACUCGGUCAUGGGCUGCUCAGUCGUUGGCUUUCUUCUCAUCAUCACCAUGGUGGAGGUGGAGUACAUGAUGAGAAAUCUGUUGCUCAUCACACUGUUAACCUCUUGACUUCAACAAUAAAGGCAGAGAGCACCCUUGAUCAGAUGGAUUGGAUAGAGAAGAUAACAGGAGUUAUUGCGUCAUUGCUAAGCUCUCAGGUUCCUGAGAGGUGUUUAUCUGGUAGUCCUAUGGGCAGUAGCCAUCAUCGAUCCGCCAGUGAUAGCAGUUCAUUUGAAAGUUCUGAUUUCGAUCACACAGCUGUUGAAGAGUAUGCAUCCGAGAGGGAGAGGCCUGCCUAUCCAAACCCCGGCCGCCUAUCAAGAAUUUCACAUCAUCAUCAUCAUCAUCAUCAGCAGCAGCAGCAGCAGCAAUCAGGUCUGAAACCUGAGAAACCCAUAGACGUGCUGCAUAGGGUUUGUGGAAAUGACAGGUGUGCAGACUGUGGUGCCUCUGACCCCGAUUGGGCAUGCUUGAAUCUAGGAGUUGUUGUCUGCAUUGAAUGUUCUGGUGUCCACCGCAACCUUGGUGUGCACAUAUCAAAGGUACGUUCAUUGACACUUGAUGUCAAAGUGUGGGAGCCGUCUGUGAUCACCUUGUUUCAGUCUUUAGGCAAUGCCUUUGCUAAUUCGGUUUGGGAGGAAUUAUUACAGUCCAAAGGUGCAUAUAAGACGGAACUGGUUCCUACUGGGUUUUACAAGUCUUCUUCUGAUAAGCCCCAGCUUCUUUAUUUCUGUAAACCCAGUCCUUCUGAUUCCAUAGCCGUGAAGGAGAAGUUCAUCCAUGCAAAGUAUGCUUUAAAAGUUUUCGUACGAAAGCCCAAGGAUCGUAGUCUGGUGACACAACAUAUAUGGGAGGCUGUUCGUGCUAAUGACAAGAAAGCUGCAUACCGUCUGAUUGUCAACUUUGAAGCAGACAUGAACUACAUUUACAUGCAAGAUUCCUGUAAUUCUUCUCUAACCCUUGCUAAGGCAAUGCUGUUGCAAGAGCAGACGACGCCAGGGGGUAGUGAUUCAAUCUCAAUCUCAAUCUCAUCAAUGGCAGCAGCAGGCACAAGUGAAGCGCAAGGACUUGGCAUGGAGGAAUUCGAGGGGUGCACCCUCCUCCAUCUUGCUUGUGAAACUGCAGAUAUUGGGAUGAUUGAGCUGCUCUUACAGUAUGGUGCCAAUGUAAAUGUUCCUGAUUUAAGAGGCCAGACACCACUCCAUCAUUGUAUCCUCAGAGGCAAAUCUGCAUGUGCAAGGCUGCUUCUUACAAGAGGGGCUGAUCCUCACGCUGUAAACGGUGCUGGCAAAACCCCUUUGGAGCUUGCGGUUGAAUCAAAUUUUAGGGACAAUGAGGUUCUGAGUCUGUUAUCAGACUCGAAUGGGUGACAGGACAUGAUAUGUGUUGAAGGUGCUAUAUUAUUAUUAUUAUAUUCAAAGGAGGGGUAUCAAGUGUUGGCCUGUAGUUGUGUAAUUAGAGAUACACCGGAUGACAGCAGGGUUUGGGUUUGGGACCUCAAACCAGAAGGGUUGCUGCAAGUCCAAGUUGGGACUGCUGAAACCUCAAACUCAAUUAUUGUGAUGUGAAUUGUGAAAGGCCAGAGAGAGCAUGGGAUAUGCAUCCAUCUAAUUUCUCUGUAAUUCUAGGCGAGUAAUGUAAAGUAGCAUGUGAAUGAAUGGAAUGUUAAGGUUUAUUAUGUAAGGGUGAGAGGUUUGUGCGUUGAGGGGCGUUUUUUUUUUUUUUUUUUUUUUUUUU
Lactuca virosa is the source of this 3529-nucleotide messenger RNA. Lineage: Eukaryota; Viridiplantae; Streptophyta; Magnoliopsida; Asterales; Asteraceae. The record is from the annotation of a GenBank genome assembly.